Molecule: messenger RNA, 996 nt
Organism: Cylicocyclus nassatus
Lineage: Eukaryota; Metazoa; Nematoda; Chromadorea; Rhabditida; Strongylidae
Source: the annotation of a GenBank genome assembly
AUGUUUUGGUCUCUUCUAAUUAUAAUUCCUGUUGGCUACAUUAUAGCAAGGUACCUUUGGGAGCUGCUGCAAGUGGGAGAUCUGUCUUCGAAGGCUGUUGUUAUCACCGGGUGUGACACAGGAUUCGGUCGCGAGUUGGCCAAACGUUGUAUUGCCAAGGGUUUCACUGUCUUUGCAGGUUGCCUCACUGAAGAGGGGCAAUCGUCAUUGAAAAGAGAAUGUCAUUCAAGCAGUCUUCAUACUGUUUCCCUUGAUGUGACAUCCGAUGAAAGCGUCCAUAAAGCGAAGGAAUAUGUUGAGCGCAAUUUGAAUGGAUUAAAGUUAUGGGGUGUUGUAAAUAAUGCCGGAAUUUUCUCCUGUUAUGGUCCUGACGAUUGGACUUCACUUGAGGACUACAAGAGAGCGGUGGACGUAAACACCUUUGGAGUGAUACGCGUUACUCACGCAUUCAAGAAGUACGUGAAGAAAGCAGAGGGACGUAUUGUUACUGUGACCUCGGUGAACGGCAGAUUGUCUUCACCUGGGAGUGGACCGUAUGUAGUCAGCAAAUUCGGCGCUGAGGCUUACAUGGAUGCGAUAAGGCAAGAACUGUAUGCGAUGGGAGUGAAAGUCUCCAUUCUCGAGCCAGGAAUCUUCAGAACACCAUUGAUCAAUGAGAAAGCCAUGCUAGACCGGAUCGAAUCGGUUUGGUCAGAGGUUGACUAUGACACGAAAGAGGAGUAUGGAGAGAAAUUCAAGGACAAUUUCGGCAAAAUGUGGAAUCAUACAUACGUGUCAAUGAGUUCGACGAAGAUCCACUAUGUAGUUGACAAUUACCUCCACGCACUAACGGCUAUGUAUCCAAGGCAUCGAUAUUAUUGCGGCUGGGACGCCAUCCUGCUGUACAUACCCUUAUCGUUGAUGCCAACGUGGUUUAUGGACUUUGUUAUAAGAAACAUUGGCCAUCAUGAAGUCCUACCAGCAUUUUUGGAAAAGAAACUGAAGAAAAACAACUAA